AUGGAACGGAAUGUCGCUACAGCUGCGAGGGAUAGAGACUGGGAGGAGGUUCGACGACUGGUUGAAGAAGGAGGGAACGUGAAUGACGUGGAUACAAAGUCGAAAGGUACAGCUCUACACUGGGCUGCCGAGAAUGGAAAUUCAGAUAUUUGUUCGUUCUUGCUGUCACGAGGCGCGAAGAUCAAUCUGAAAGACAAAGAUGGACAAACGCCGCUUCAUCUUGCUGCUGCUAAGCAUCAUGUUCGUACCUGUCAACUGUUAGUUCAUGUGUACAAAGCCGAUGUUACUUCUGUUAACUAUUGUGGUCAAACUCCUCUUCACAAAGCUCUUAUUAAGACUUUGUGUGACUCUCCCACUGUGUAUCGUCUACUGAUAACAAAUGAGAGUGUGAAUGUAGCAGAUCGUCAUGGUAACCGCGCUAUACACUUAGCAGUUAGAUUUGGUGACAUUCAGACUGUCCAGCUGUUAGUGGAUUCAGCUGGUGGAAAGAAAGACUUUCCUGAAUUGUGUUCUAUGUUACUAGAACAUAAUGCCAAGAUUGAUGCAGUGGAUAAAGAUGGAAACCAACCAUUGCACUUGGCAUGUAGACAAGGUCAUACAAAAUCAAGUAAUCUGUUGCUCUCUAGUGAAGCAGAUGUAAAUGCAUUGAAUGAAAAUGGACAAACACCACUACAUACAGCAGCUGGUGGAGAGAAAGACCAUCCUGAAUUGUGUUCUAUUUUACUAAAACAUAAUGCCAAGAUUGAUGCAGUGGAUAAAGAUGGAUUACUCUCUAAUGGAGCAGAUGUAAAUGCAUUAAAUAAAGAUGGACAAACACCACUACAUACAGCAGCUGGUGGAGAGGAAGACCGUCCUGAAUUACAAGAGCAUGCAGCAACUGCAAAUUUAUUGUUAUCCUGUGGAGCUGACGUGACUGUUCUAUACAAGCAACAAAGAGAAUAUCUAGGUUUGGCAAAUAAGUCUACUUUGAAGUCAGAUCAAGAACAGAAUAAACCACACAAGAGUGAAUGGCUCAAAUUAGUGGCCAAGUCACUAACUGGUGAAGCUGUUGAAUUGACAGCAAAAUCAUCUGAUACUGUUGCCACCUUGAAGCAGCAAUUACAAACCAAGAAUGGCCCAUCAUCAUGGGAUCAACUGCUUGUGUUUAAGAAGAAGCAACUACACGAUGAGCAAACGUUGGCUGAUGCAGGAGUGACUGAUGGAACAAUACUGAAUGUCGUUCUUUGUCCUCGUGGUGUGACAGGCAUGGGAGCUGAUGCGGCUGAGCUAUUUCUUCGAGCUUUAUCACAAGGAAAAGUCGAAGUAAGUCGAGUGAAGAUUGUCAUUGCUGGUAGAGACAGAACGGGCAAGACGUCAUUUAAACGAUCUUUGCUCAAACUGAAGUUUCAGAUAAUUGAACUAAGCACACCUGUGGCAGUGGAAGAAUUGGCAGUGUGUGAAGCAUCGAACUGGAAACUUGUGAAUGACAAAGGCAAAGAAUUUUUAGACAAACAAAUAGCUAGAGCAGCAGUUCAUGCAAAUGUUUCAGAUAGUGAAGAUGACAAUAAAUAUGACAAUGAAAGAACAUAUGUAGAUCAUCAAAGUGAGGUUGAGAUUGACGUGUCAGUCGAUAGAAAAUCUACAUCAACUGAUACAAGACAAAGUGGCAUUAACACGGACAAACUUGAUGAAGCAACUGACCAACUUGAUGAAGCAACAUUUCUAACUAAAGAAAUUGCUUGUGCUAUUACAGAUUUCCAAAGUGAUCCUGACCUCUUAAAGCAGGAAGAUUCAAAAGUUCACAUUGCCAUGUGGGAUUUGGGAGGUCAGGAGCCACUUCUUCCUGGUCAAGGAGAAGCCAUCACACCAGGAUGUGUCGUUUGUGUUGUAUUUAAUGCAUCUGAGUUUCUAGGUGACAAGGCCAAGUCUUUCUAUUUUCCUUUUGCUGACUCAAAACCAAUUCCAAUCAACAAUCACUGGAUAGUGACAAACUAUGAUGCUGUGGCUUUAUGGGCAUCCAUGACUUUUUUGGCAGGAGAUGUUGAAAGUCUUGAAGGCCUUUUGUCUUGUCUUCACAUCGGCAAGUCAAAGGGAUGUGCAUCACCAGUGAUGUUGUUGAUUGGAACACACAUCAAUGAUGCCGAUGAAGAAAUGAUCAAGAAGCAGAACGAAUUUCUGUCUAAAAUGUUUUGUAAUAAAGCAUUUCAGAAGCACAUCCUUCGACCAUCUAACCAGGCUAAUGAUUGGUUCUUUCGUGUUGAGAAUUCGGUGUCUGAUCCUGACAGUGCAAGUGAGGAUGCAGGCGUGAGUGCAGUGAAGCAAGUCAUUGAAGAGAUGGCACAUGAUGUGUCACCUAAACGUCUGAUACCAGCCACUUGGUCAGUUCUAGAGAAGAUUCUUGAUUCUUUAGAAAUCAAGUUGGGCAGUGCUCUUUCCAAUGUCAAUGAUAUCAUGCAUUUUGCCCAUCGAUUGUGUCGUAUGUCAGAAGAGAAAGAAGUUCGUCUUGCUCUGACAUAUUUAGAUGAAGCCGGAUCAGUAAUUUAUCCUCAGAAACAUGAGAAGCUGAAGAACACAGUCGUCACCAAACCAAGCUGGAUUUUCAUGGUUUUCUCAGUUGUGGCAUCUGUCACUACUCGACCUCCUCCUUUACUGAGUGAAGAUUGGGAUCGAGUUCGGCAAGUAGGAAUUGCUUCUUGGGAACUCAUUCAUCAUCGACUGAAAAAAGCAGGAGUGAAGCCAGAAGAGUAUGAAGAUGUACUCAAUUUGUUGAAUUUGUAUUUUAUUCUUUGCCUCAAACCUUGCCUGGCCCAACCUCUUCCUUUAUCAGUUUCUUAUAAAACAGAAUACUUUGUUCCAUGUUUGCUAGAAGUCGAGUCAAAAGGUCCAUUUGCAGCUGUUCAUUCAGUUCCUCCUCGGCCAAUGUCACUUAUCAUUUUGUCUCAUAAAAUUGAGUUUAUUCCUGAGCAGUUGCAUUUUAGGCUGAUGACGUGUUGCAUUGAGAAAUAUCCUGAUGAACCAAAGUUGACACGUAAUAAGUGUGUAUAUCGAGUUGAGAAAGAUGUCAAGUUGGAAGUGAUUUAUCACUUGAAGAAAUAUAUCAUUGUCACUAUUGACACACAACGGCCACUUCAUGAAAUUGCAUGUCUGUGUACAGACAUCCGUCUGUUCAUCACUAAAAAGCUGCAUGAAGUGAAGACACCAGGGUUGUCUCGUUUUCAGUUUACAUUGAAUAUUCAACAUCCCGGAGCAGCCAUUCCCGUGGCUGUGAACAAGGUGGUAUGUAUAGACAAGUAUAUACCAAGUGAGGACACAAUAUUGAGGACAAACAUAGACAGAGACGAUGUCAAUCUGGAUCACAAUGAGAAAGCUGCAUUAGACUGUUGGUUUUAUGAAGAGAAAGAUGAUACAUCAGGAAAUUCUCGACGACAGUCACUGACAGUACAAGCAAACACCAAAUGUACGGCUAAGGAUUUGGUGAAAGUAGCUGACAAACUCUGUCAUUGUUGGCAAAGGCUUGUGUUGAAUUUGUCAGCCAAGUUUUUCAUAGACAAGACAGAAAGGAUUGAAAGAGAUAUCAGAGACGAUUGCUACAGACAAGCUGUAAAAGCAUUGUGCAUGUGGACUGAUGAAUUUGGUGACGAAGCCAACCAGGCAGCAAUGAUAUGGACAAUGUGUAGCAUGGGGUGCAGGUCUCAGGCUGAAGAUGUUUUCAGUCGCAGUUUGGUGUCGCACGUUUGCUCAUUGAAAUGACUGUGUUUGUCUUCACUUGUAGCCAGACUUUACUAUUAGCUGUUGUACAUUAGCAUCAACAUUAUUUAGUUUUUCUUGAUUUGCAUUGUUGCCAUCAGAUGGGUAGACCUAUUAUUGGGUCGACUAUAGAUACGUACAAAAAUAUAUAGAUACAUGUUUACAUUAAAUUAUA
Molecule: messenger RNA, 3901 nt
Organism: Corticium candelabrum
Lineage: Eukaryota; Metazoa; Porifera; Homoscleromorpha; Homosclerophorida; Plakinidae
Exons: 6
Coding region: 1-3729 (1242 amino acids)
Molecular function (GO): protein binding
Source: RefSeq, a predicted model, not a curated record